This is a messenger RNA of Linum trigynum, 2823 nucleotides long. The record is from the annotation of a GenBank genome assembly. Lineage: Eukaryota; Viridiplantae; Streptophyta; Magnoliopsida; Malpighiales; Linaceae.
CAUAGGGUAUAAUGUGGUAAUAUCAAUAUAUAUUUCGUUACCACCCAAUACCAUAUGGUAUAGAGUCAUAAUAUCAGUAUAUAUUAUCUAAAAGGAAAAAAAAAAACAGAAGGAGGGAGAGAAAAAAUCGUCUUCUGAUGCCUCUCAUUUCCUCUUCCUCAAUCAAGAACACCAAAAUGCCAAAAAAUUGAGAAAGAUCGGAAUUGAGGCCAACGAGUUGAUGAAGAGAAGAAAUGCAAAGAAAGAGAGUGGCUACAAUUUUUAUUCGUCGAUUGCUAGAGAAAAAAAUGAAGAAGGAAGAUAGCAGAUCUAAAUUUGAAAAGGAGAUUGUGAAAGAAAAAGUAAGAGAGAAGGAAUAGAGAAAGAGAAAAGAUCCGGAAAGAGAUUGAAAGAAAAGAAGAGAGAAGGAAGAAAGUUGAGUUGCAGAGAAAAUGCAUUCUCUCUUUCAUUGAAAAGUCAGCCAUUGAAAUGCGGAAUGAAUAAAAAAAAUAAAAAAUACAAAAACGGACAAAAAUGCCCCUCCCCACUCCACAUCCAGCCCAGCCGUAGGAUUGCUCCAUUCCCAAUCCUACGGCUCCCGUGUGGUUACUGAUGGGUCAGUAACCAGUGGUUACUGACCCUAUCUUGGACCCGGAAUACCCUUCCCGUCCUGCAUUCCGAGCAACCAACCACAUCUAGCCACGUCACGUACACUGUCGACAAUCACGACCAAGAGGCUUGUCGGCCCCACUUAGCACAGCUGAUCAACGGUGGAUGACCGCGGUGCAGCACCGCUGACGAUGGAGCUGACCGCAGGGGAGAAUAUGGAAGUCGGUUCGCUAAAGUUCAAAACCGGCAACUCCUGCAAAUCGUUUGUUGGUAUGGUGGGUGGUUUCGAAAGACGACUACGUUUUGGUACCUGUGGUGGUCGAACUCGGCAGCAUUCGUUGGCUUCUUCGUCAAGCUGCCAAACUUUUGAUUUCGUAGCCUUGUAGCUCUCUCUCUCUCUCUCUCUCGCUUCUGGCACCCACAGCAAACCACUCCAAAAAGAAAAAAACGAAGGCGAAACCGAGAAAGCUUCGCGUUUAGGUUCAUAUGCUUUAAGGGCUCGGAUUUGGCCGUUUGAUGGCGGAAUGAAGCUGAGGGGUUUCGGUUCAUUAUUGUGAUCUAGGCGUUUUCGUUUUGGGAUAGAAUUUGAAUUGUACAUUUUGUGUUCGACGAUUUGCGCGUUCGAAUAUUCGGACGCGUUCAGCUGAAGCAAGCAAGAGGAGCGCUAGCGGUAAGUGAAAUCAGCGUGGAAACACAGAGAUGCAGACGGAGGCGAGAGUGGGAGUGGUGGUCGAAGGAGGAGGCCCAAGGGCUCUGAAUUCGAAUAAGCAGCCGCCUAUUCGGCAACAGCAACAACAUUCGCAGAUCGGAACUGUUUCGCAGCUUCUCGCCGGUGGGUUGGCCGGGGCUCUUAGCAAGACUUGCACCGCUCCAUUGGCCCGUCUCACCAUUCUUUUCCAAAUACAAGGGAUGCACUCAAAUGUUGCAACUUUGGAAAAGGCCAGCAUAUGGCACGAGGCUUCUCGGAUUGUGAGGGAGGAAGGAGUUAGAGCUUUUUGGAAAGGCAACCUUGUCACUAUUGCUCAUCGUUUGCCUUAUUCAUCUGUCAAUUUCUAUGCAUAUGAGCACUAUAAGAAGUUGCUGCAUAUGAUACCUGGACUAGAGAGUCACAAAGAGAGGAUAGGGGGAGACGUAUUUGUUCAUUUCCUAGGUGGUGGUAUGGCAGGAAUUACAGCAGCAACAGCUACAUAUCCUUUGGACCUUGUGAGAACACGCCUUGCAGCUCAGACAAAUGUGUUAUACUACCGAGGUAUUGGUCAUGCUCUUCAAACAAUUUGCAGAGAGGAGGGUGUCCUUGGGCUCUACAAAGGUCUUGGAGCCACACUCCUGGGUGUCGGACCAAAUAUCGCUCUCAGCUUCUCAGUGUAUGAAAGCUUGCGCUCUUUGUGGCAGUCUCAAAGACCGGAUGAUCCCACAGUUGCGGUCAGUCUGGCUUGCGGAAGUCUUUCUGGCAUUGCGUCCUCAACAGUAACAUUUCCUCUCGAUCUUGUGAGAAGACGGAAGCAAUUGGAAGGAGCAGGUGGGCGAGCCCGUGUUUACACGACAGGGCUUUUCGGGAUAUUCAAGCAUAUAAUCAAGACGGAAGGAUUCCGAGGUCUAUAUCGAGGGAUUAUGCCCGAGUACUAUAAAGUUGUUCCUGGUGUUGGCAUCUGCUUCAUGACCUACGAAACCUUGAAAGUACUUCUUGCUGAUCUGCAUGCCACGGUAUAGCUUCUAGGAACUUACUGGAUAAAUUGCUCGUAUCGGGAAACGUGGGGAGAUAGAAUCCCAGCAAACCAGGCAGCUCAUCUUUGAUUGUUGUACCUUGUUUUUUUCCCUCCCCUCAAAAUGUAUUCUACUGGUCUCAUAGCAACCAGUUUUGCUUUGUUGCUGCUGAGAACUCUCAUUUUCACCCCAUGUAGAUAGUUUAGAAGGAAAACUGAAUAUCAAGUGUACCAGUUACCCUUCACAGUAGCCCCUUAUUAAUUACUCUAGCAAAGUCACAUAUGAUAUUCAUUACGAUCAACUGGUUCUCGACAUUGUUUAGAACUUUUUGUGACCGAAAGUUCUUAUGUUUGAGUUGCAGUGACCCAAUUUGUCAACCACAUGGUACUCACACUUCAAGUUUGUAUAUAUGGUGGUUUUCGUUCAAUGAUCUCAUUCUUUGUGGUUACUCGUUUUGUGUCUAUUGUCAUACUUGCAGGAGAUCUUUGUGAUCGGAGAAAGUAGGCUUUGAAAUAUACUACAUAUAGACUA